CUUGAGGUCACCAAAUUCAAGCUUUCAACACUCCAAAACACACUUAGCUUUUAUUUCACAUACAUCACCACUUCCUCUUCUUCUUCUUGUUCAUAUUAUAACUAAUGGCAGGCCUCAAGUUUGCAUUUGUGAUGCUUGUGUGCAUGGCCAUGGUGGGAGCACCAAUGGUGAAUGCCCUAUCAUGUGGCCAAGUGAACAGUGCCCUAGCACCAUGCAUCACUUUCCUCACAAAGGGUGGAGUUCCUUCUGGGCCUUGUUGUAGCGGAGUUAGAGGCCUUCUCGGUGCUGCAAAAACCACCGCGGACCGCCAGGCCGCCUGUAACUGCCUCAAAGCCGCUGCCGGUUCCCUUCAUGGCCUCAACCAAGGCAACGCCGCCGCCCUCCCUGGAAGAUGCGGUGUCAGCAUUCCUUACAAGAUCAGCACCUCCACCAACUGUGCUACCAUUAAGUUCUGAGGAGAGGAAGAUGAAGAAGGUGGCUCUAGCCAGCACUGGACACAACAAGUAGUUAUGUGAAAGCAGCUUAUAUUAAUUAUUAAUUAAUGAGAAUAAACAUGAGGGUGAUGAUGAGGGCUAUAUAUAUACUUAUAUAUAUAUAUGCCCCUCUCCUCUUGUAGUCUUUGUAUGAGGUGGAAAUGGAUUCUCUUAUUUCUUUUUUUUUUUGUUAUGCAUAUGGAGUUGUUACUUGUUUCAACUUCCAACUACCUAUAGCAAUCAAUGAAGCUGCUUUUAUUUGGUUAA
Arachis duranensis is the source of this 740-nucleotide messenger RNA. RefSeq names its product non-specific lipid-transfer protein 1. The transcript is spliced from 2 exons. Gene Ontology annotation, cellular component: membrane. Bases 105 to 455 code for a protein of 116 amino acids. The record is from RefSeq and is a predicted model, not a curated record. Gene Ontology annotation, biological process: lipid transport. Gene Ontology annotation, molecular function: lipid binding. Lineage: Eukaryota; Viridiplantae; Streptophyta; Magnoliopsida; Fabales; Fabaceae.